This is a messenger RNA of Effrenium voratum, 2641 nucleotides long. NCBI's taxonomy places the organism in Eukaryota, Dinophyceae, Suessiales, Symbiodiniaceae. The record is from the annotation of a GenBank genome assembly.
AUGCCACGAAUGGAAUUGCAACCCUGGACAUUUGAUUGUUCAACAUUGGAAGGCAUACACUAUGCAUUGAAUGGCGCACAAGGCUGGUCCAAAUCAGUUGAGAUAUUCAUCGACGUGAUCCGCCAGCACAACGCUUGGGAUGAUUUGUUGCACACGGGGCAGCCAAUGCAGGCUGGAUGGAUAGCUCAACAUGCCAUAGCAGGACUUUUGACAGAUGCAACUGGUAUGGACUCGACAAAACAUCAGGCGGACAAGACUAUUUCCAUGUACUUUGAAACAAGUGCAAAAAUAUGCGGGAACAAUCCAACGAUGGCGCUUGCGGUGCUUGGAGGAGGCUUGACAGCUUUUCAAAGCGUUGAAUCUCGCGCGGGCAUUGCCCGUGCAGUUGACGUUCUGAAAGAAUGGUUUGUGGGUAAUGCACUGGAACAAGUGGUGCGUGCUCUCAUUGAAGGUAAUGUUUCAAACGAGUUUGCACAUGCGAGCAUUGGAUGGCUGUGUGGGAUCGCUGACAGAUUUGCAGCGUGCAAAAAACAUACAAUUUCCUCAGUGCAACAUUUUGCGAAUUGGCUGGAUUCGCAAUAUCUAGAUCGUUUGGUUGCUGCCUUUGUGGCCCAAAUUUGCAGACCACUGCAAAAAGUGGACGGCACUAUCAACUUUUCUCACACAACUUUGGAUCUGAUGGCACGCAUGGUGCUACGUGGGAACGCUUCCGUGCUUGCUGCUAAAAUUUGCGAUGAGGGGCUUGCAAGCAACACCGUUGCGGCAACCGUUGGCCAACUUAUUGAGAGAUUAUCCUAUGAUCAUGUGUCUGCCAGCCGUAGCCUCAUGUGCACUGUUUUGGAAGCGGCAACCAUGUUUUUGUGGAGCGAUUCCUCCCAAUUGUUCGCAUACACACACAAUGGCGUGACAUUGCUGCAGUCGUUGCUGCAGCCUUCCUUGGGGGCGGGGCUUCCGAUACAGCAGCAUUUAGCUGUCCACAUUUGGCGCAUCCGUUUGGGAUCACAGUUGCCAGCACCUGUGGUGUUUGCUCUGGUGGACAUUCUGAUGGCAGGCAAUUGCAGCCAACAAAUUUGCAGUCAAUGGUUGCAGAUUUGGUCCCAGCCACCAAGUCACGAUACUUGGGCUGAUCGGAAUUUGGCCCUCAGAAUUGCCCGAGCACUGCAGUGUACUUCCUGCAACGAAAAUUUUGGGUCGCAAUCCUUACAUUUGCUGCUGGAGGGAAUACACCUUCGCCUUUCAAUGCAGGCCAAAGAAAACCGCUUGCACGGGAUGGCCAUCGCGGAGUUUUUGGCUGGACGUUGGGAAUCCAACACUGUCAAAGGAGAAGAACAACUUCGAUUUGACAAUUUUGACAGGGAUGAUGCUUCAGUGGUGGCUUUCAAACUGGUGGCAGCAGACUUCCAGGUCGCGACGCACCUCCCUGUGAAGAUUGGUGAUUUUUUUCCAGCAGCACGCAACCUUUGCGAUCUGUUGACAGCUCGAGAAGGAGCAAGAAGCCUCUCGGUUGACAACAUGGAUAUUGCAGCACCGGCUAAAACAGAGAAGGUGCACACUCCACAGGAAACAGAUUCGAUGGAGGCGCCCAACGGCAUGUCCGUCCUGCAGGCAUCUGAUAGUGACGACGAGGAGGAGGAUCAUCCACUCCGUGGAUUGGCACCUUUGUCGCCCUUCCACGUUGCGCCAGACAAAUGCUCUGAUCUGCUUUUGGUGCAGCCACCGGCCUUCCUGCGCAGCGCCUUUGAGAUGUUGCUUGGGCCAAGCAAAGCCGCCUUGACGCGAUUGUCAGAUGAGGCUCCCAAACCUGGUUCUGCUCCAGAGCCGCCUGCGACAACUCGCGCGAGAUUGUCCACAGCCUUGGCAGAGUUGCCGGGGCUGGUUGCGCAAGGCCCAGAGGAACUUUCCAGGCUGGCAGGGCCGAUAUGUGAUCGUGUGUGUCGUUUGGAGGUUGACAGCCUUGCUGACCUGAAAGUGGAGGUGCUUAUCAGCUUGUUGGUUGAAGAUGGGAGCCGACGACCAUCCGUCCAGCAUCUUGUCACAGAAUUUGGCAACGAGGACAUAUCGCUGGCAGCCAGACGGAUGGUUUUGAAAGCAAUGGCCGCCGCGGCUCGGAAGCUGUCUGACUCAAAGGAAGACAACGCGGCGCACAGCGUAGGAGAGGUGUGUAAUACCAGCUUGAAGAAGCAUUGGUUUGCGUCGCAAGCGAUGCACUUCAUUCGGCCGCUAAUGGUCAGGUGGAAGUGCCCACACAGGGCGGCCAGCUGGGCAAUGGGUGAACCAUCGCUUGUCGGUGAGUUCCUGCAUUGCUUGGGCGUCAUGCUGGAGUGUGCUGGCACGGCAUGCCCAGACAAAGACAUACUUGCCAGUGAGUGUGCUGAACCAGCUGUAGAGGUUCUCAGCCACAACGAGCCGCUGGUCCGCCGCUGCAGCUUGUUUCUGCUGUCGCGCAUCGUGCUGGUGGGCUGUGAGGAAGUGCUUCUGGACCGGCCGAACGUUUUGCUACAUUUAGAGGCCUGCCCGUUUACGGAGAUCGAUGAUACGUGCAGGAGGUAAGCGCAUUUUAGCUGAUACCCCAAGUGAGCCUUGCCUGCACCAUGACACUGUACAGAGUGGCAAGCUUGGCAGCCUCCUUGCAGAGUAUACC